UAUGGGAGAAACACGUAGAGCCUUACCAACAAGACAACAGUAGACUAACUCAAGAGAAUGUUGCUCUACACCAGCAGAUCCUAGCACUCAAGGAGUCUCUGGAGCAGCGAACCAAAGAACUCAAAGUCUGCAUGAGGCGUCUGGAACACGAAAAUGCUGACCUAAAGUUUCUCAACAACCAAUACAUGCAACGGAUCAUUUCGCAAGAGAAAGAGUCACAAUUGAAGUCUGAGAGGAUUCUUGAACUACAAGAAAAGAAUUCUCAAGCCGCUAUUAUUCAGACCCCAGGGGGGCGCAAGAAGACUCUACCCUAUCGUCGCCAGCGGAUGGAAAUGGAUUCCGUUCUCACUCCCUCGUCAUCCAAAGGGAAGCUCCUCCCUGUUCUGCCCGAGCCUGAUCCUCAGGUAGUUGAUCUUCUAAAGAUGGCGGAGGAAAAGAUGAUUGAGAUGCAGCGAUCACUGGAUUCUAUUGGAAAGGAGAAGAAAGAAAUGAAAGACAGUAUAAAAGAUUUGAGAAGACAGGUUGAGAGGAGAGAGAAUGAGAUUGAGCGUCUAUCGGGUCAGUUAAGAGGAGGACGUCCACCAGAGGCACUGGCAAUGGAGGGAAAGAUUGAGACCAAUGAAAGAAUGACAGCUCAUCUUAACAUACAGGUUGAUUUUUUGCAGCAAGCUAAUCAGAAGUUAGAGGCUGAUCUUGCAGAAGCUAAUGAGUCCAAAACCAAAUUGCAAGCAAGAGUGAACGAUCUAGCAGGAAAGAAUGCUAAAAUAUGCUCAGAGCUUCAAGUAAAUGAGUAUACA
Messenger RNA from Amphimedon queenslandica, 797 nucleotides. RefSeq names its product centrosomal protein of 135 kDa-like. The annotation marks the transcript as partial. The transcript has 3 exons. The record is from RefSeq and is a predicted model, not a curated record. NCBI's taxonomy places the organism in Eukaryota, Metazoa, Porifera, Demospongiae, Haplosclerida, Niphatidae.